Molecule: messenger RNA, 2076 nt
Organism: Scophthalmus maximus (turbot)
Lineage: Eukaryota; Metazoa; Chordata; Actinopteri; Pleuronectiformes; Scophthalmidae
Gene: nubp1
Product: nucleotide binding protein 1 (MinD homolog, E. coli)
Exons: 10
Coding region: 110-1078 (322 amino acids)
Biological process (GO): iron-sulfur cluster assembly
Cellular component (GO): cytosol
Molecular function (GO): ATP-dependent FeS chaperone activity; 4 iron, 4 sulfur cluster binding; ATP binding
Source: RefSeq, a predicted model, not a curated record
AGUGUGGCUUUGUAAAGAGAGGAGCCCUCGAGGCAACUGGAGUUUCGUGUUGUGCGUAUCCGGAACCAUAGAAGGGGGAAGACUUUAGCGGUGAGACAUCCGUGUAAAGAUGGCAGACGUACCUGAUAAUGCUCCUGAACAUUGCCCAGGCACAGCGAGUGACCAAGCAGGGAAGUCAGAGUCAUGUCAGGGCUGCCCCAACCAGACGCUGUGUGCUUCUGGAGCCACCAAGGCCCCUGAUCCUGCCAUAGAAGAGAUAGCAGUGAAGCUGUCGGCAGUCAAACACAAGAUCCUGAUUUUGUCCGGAAAAGGAGGAGUGGGGAAGAGCACUUUCAGUGCUCACCUGGCUCACGCUCUGGCAAGUGACGGCACAAAGGAGGUUGCACUGUUGGAUGUAGAUAUCUGUGGUCCAUCCAUCCCUAGGAUCAUGGGCUUGGAGGGAGAACAAGUUCACCAGAGUGGCUCAGGCUGGUCACCUGUGUAUGUGGAGGACAACCUGGCGGUGAUGUCUAUUGGCUUCCUGCUCGGUAGCCCAGAUGAUGCUGUGAUCUGGAGAGGACCCAAGAAGAAUGGGAUGAUCAAGCAGUUUUUGAGGGACGUUGACUGGGGGGAGCUGGAUUAUCUCAUUUUGGACACGCCCCCUGGCACCUCUGACGAGCACCUAUCAAUUGUCCAGUACCUCAGCUCCACCCAUGUUGAUGGAGCUGUCAUUAUCACCACACCUCAGGAGGUGUCGUUGCAGGAUGUGCGAAAGGAGAUCAGAUUUUGUCAGAAAGUCAAGCUGCCAAUCAUUGGAGUUGUGGAGAACAUGAGCGGCUUCGUCUGCCCUAAAUGCAAGAACACAUCACAAAUCUUCCCUCCCACCAGCGGCGGUGCUGAGCAAAUGUGUGCGGAUCUAAAUCUACCUCUCUUAGGAAAGGUACCUCUAGACCCGAGGAUAGCACGGAGCUGUGAUGAGGGCAAAUCUUUCCUCAGUGAAGUGCCCGACUCUCCUGCUGCUGAAGUCUACCUGAGAAUUGUGCAGAGUAUCCAGGACUACUGUUCCAACCGUGCGACAGAGGAGCAGUGCGCCAUCUGAAGACACACGGUGACAGACAUGACAUACAGAGGAAAGUCCUGAACAUCAGUGCUGCUAUAUUUAUCAAAGCUUGUCACAGAUUUAUCAACAACGCCAUUGUAAGUCAUGACAAGCUAUGAUUUGAAUUUCGUGAGCUUUCCCAAAUAAGCACUUGGGCCCAACUUUGAAAAUAGACUCUUGAAUGAAGUCGUACCUACUCAUGCAUAACUCUAGAACAAGGCUACAGAUCCGUUCAAUGUGAAAAUAAAUAAUUUCAACAGCUGGACACUAGUUUUUUACUAAAUGUUACUCUUAACAAGUAAGCAGUACAUUUGUUGAGGACUCUUUCCAGCUGCUGAUUAAUAAAUAUUUGCCGCGAUUAUUUACAGCAGCGGAAUAGUGUUUAUAGGUUUGACUUAAAAUAACCUACAGUGCACAGGCUAUUAGAGGUAUGUGCCACCUGGUGUAACGCUGUGGGUUAAUAUAUGUGUGUGUAAUAGUUUUGGGACAAUAGAGCUCUAUGGCACAGAGGUAUCAGAUAUAUUAAUUUGGGCUAAAAAAAUAAUUCUUGUUAUUGGGAUCAAUUCAAUUUUUGAUGUUCAUCAUUUCAUGUGAUGAGUUCAAUUACGGCACCAAAAACUGGGAUUUUAUCACAUGUAGUUUGCCAGUUGACCAUUCCGUCACCAAGUACAGUAUCAUCAGGAUGACAUUUCUACUACUCAGAGACUACUACUCCUUCCUCAGUGGUUAUCAUUCCCCCUUUCAAAUCAGCAGGGAAAUAGUCAGAAAUAUUAAACUUCCAUCCAAAUUUAAGUUUGCAUCUCAUUUAGUUGCAAUAUGAGAUAAUCCGUUUUUCCUCAUUUAUAUUAAAUAGACCAACAACAACGCAAUGUGCGAUGAAGGUGGAUUCCCUGUAUUAAAAUCCUUUUGAUUACUGAUUUGUCAAAAAAUGUGUUUUGCACAUAUGUAUGUCCGUAUAUUUGUUUACUGAUAUAUAAAAUAAAUGACCAACGAUGAAA